AUGAUGGAGGCGACGAAGAGAGAAAGGCGGAGGAAAAAUGACGACCGAGAAAAAAGCAGCAAUCACGAAGCUUCUCCGGAACCGGAAUUGCCCAGCCUUCCUGAAGAGGUAUUCACUGAAAUUCUUCUUCGAUCACCAGCCAGAUCAGUAGGGCGAUUCAGGUGUGUCUCCAAGGCUUUUUGCUCUCUCUUGUCACAUCCAAAGUUUGCGAAGAGUCACCUCGAUCUAAUCCUCCGAAACGAUGCAGUGAAAUCUCGGAAUCGGAGACUUAUCCUUUCGUUGAAUAAUCUAUUCGCGGUGGAUCUCGAUUCGAUCGGCGAUGGCGGUGAAGGAACGAGCGAUUUGACUGCUGUGGAGCUCGAUUACCCGUUUAAAGAAGAUCUGGAUCUCUUAUCCGAAACGAGAAGCGAAACUAUCAAAUUCAGGCUUUGGGGUGGAACGGAGAUGACUUUUGACUCCGAUUCGGAUCCGCCUAAAAGAAGCUGGGUUGAUAUCGCCGGAUCUUCGAACGGGUUGGUUUGUAUCUCUUCGGAUGAAGACAUUGUCUUCUUGUUUAACCCAACCACCGGAGAAUCUAAGAGGAUACCGGAAUCACCUGAAUCUCUUAGCUCAAAAUAUGUAGACGAGGAGCUAGUGGAAAUCGAGAUACUUGGUUUUGGCUUCGAUGAUUUAACCGAUGAUUACAAAGUGGUCAAGUUUGUUGCUAGUAACGACGGUGAUCUCAACGCUUAUGUCUACUCUCUCAGGAGAGACUCGUGGAGGCGGAUCUCUGAUAUGCGUUAUCGCCACGUGCAUCCCAAUUCCGGUGUGCAUUUAAACGGAGCGGUUCACUGGAUUGUCAAACUUGAAGAAGGUCAAAACAAGAGAGUAAUUGCGGCGUUUGAUCUUGAGACAGAGAAGUUCAGGGAGAUGUCAUUGCCUGGUGAGGCAGGGGAUUGUGACCAUAUGUUCAUGAAGCUUGAGGUAGGGAUUCUCAGAGAAUGUCUCUGUGUGGUUUACAGUUGCUAUGAGAUGCAUGAUGUUAUGUGGGUGAUGAACAAGUAUGGUCUCGAGAGUUAUUGGAGUAAGAUUCGAAUCAGCAUGUCGUACAUAUCCUUGAAACCGCUCUAUUCGACGGAGAAUGAUCAUGAGGAGGUUCUUUUAGUGCUUGAUAUGAACUUGGUCUUGUACAACUUUAAGUGGAAUACAUUGAGGAAUCUGGAAAUCCAAGGUGUUGAUCUCGGAGUGGAAUUUGAGGCCAGUAUAAAGAAACUCGUGGAUUGUGAAUCAUUCGUCAUCAUCAUCAUCGACGAGUUCAGCUACAUUCGCACAGACGAUAAAGUAUACAUCAUUGAAGCAUUUAGAAUGCCGGAGAAAGGAGCGAUUCCAUCUCCGGCGCCGAGUCAACUGUUGAUUCUACGGCCGAGCCCUCUACUUCAAUGGCGUCUCGGUGCUCUUACUGCACUCAUCUUCUUCCUCAUGUUGGUCGUCUGGAACAUCGACAGUUGCUCGAUCCAAAGCUUCGUCCAGCCAUGGAGAUUCAAUACCUACUCUGUUCGAGUCACUCUCUCUCCAUCUCCUUCGCCUUCACUGUCGCCGAAACCUCAUCUAGAAUCCGAUAAACCCCACCGACAAAAUCUCACUCUGAACACGACGACGGGUCCACGAAAUCCGGAUCCGACCCGGGUUCAAGUUGGGUGGAUUGCCGCCGAAUCGGAGAAGAAUUUCACGGCGAAUCUGAUGAGAAACUGGCUGGCUCCAGGAGGAGCACCGUGCAGAGAAGCGAAGACCGUCGAGAUCUCCGUUCCCGCCAUCGACGGGACUGAUUCAGUAGAGCUAACCGCCGGCGAGAUCCACGAAUUCAAAUUCCAAGCCUUGGACGAAUCUAGAAACCCGGUUUGCAUCGGCGGGGACUAUUUCGAGACUGAUUUAUCCGGCGAGAACUGGAAAUCGAGGCCGCCGGUGAAAGAUUUCGGCGACGGAAGUUACUCUUUCUCGUUACAGGUCCAUCCAGAGUUCGCCGGAGAAUACAACCUCACCGUCAUUUUACUCUUCCGCCACUACCAAGGCCUGAAAAUCAGCACCGCACGCUUAGGCUUCGACCGAAAGCUCCGCAACGUCCGAUUACGUUUCCUCAACAAGCCUCACAUUCUUCUCCCGGAGCUCAAAUCAUGUCAAAAAUCCGAUUUCACACGAGACGCAUGGUCCGGGCGAUGGACCAGGCUCGGGAGAAACGACGACUGCCAGAUCAGCAACGACGGGCGUUACCGGUGCCUCGCCGCGGAUUUCCCUUGCCGGAAACCGUGGUGCGACGGAGCGGUUGGAGCUAUAGAGAGCAACGGUUGGGUUUACUCCACUCACUGCUCUUUCAAGCUCUUCUCCGGCGAUUCCGCUUGGGAUUGCUUGAAGAACAGAUGGAUCUUCUUCUGGGGAGACUCGAAUCACGUCGAUUCGAUCAGAAACUUGCUCAAUUUCGUCUUGGGACAUCCGGAGAUCCCAGCUGUGCCGAGGAGAUUCGAUUUGAAGUUUUCGAAUCCGAAGAACUCGUCGGAGACGGUUAGGAUCACGAGUAUAUUCAACGGUCAUUGGAACGAGACGAAGAACUAUCAGGGACUCGAUUCGCUUAAAGACCGCGAUUUUAGAGAAUUGCUUGAAAAAUACUUCUCCGAGAAUCGCGUUCCCGACGCUAUGGUCGUGAAUUCGGGUCUACACGAUGGGAUCCACUGGUCGAAUCUUAGGGCGUUUGUGAAAGGAGCUGAAACCGCGGCUGCGUUUUGGAGAGACGUUUUCGAGGGGGUUAAAAGGAGAGGGUUGAAACCGCCGGAAGUGGUUUUCAGAAACACGAUCGCGACGGGCGGUUACGCGAGAACGCUAGCGUUUAACCCGAGCAAAAUGGAGGCGUUUAAUGGAGUGUUUCUUGAGAAGAUGAGGGAUGUGGGAUUGGUGACAAGCGUGGUGGAUAAUUUCGAUAUGACGUAUCCGUGGCAUUAUGAUAACCGGUGCAGUGAUGGAGUUCAUUAUGGUAGAACGCCGGCGAAAAUGCGGUGGAGGGACGGUGAGAUUGGACAUCAGUAUUUUGUGGAUUUGAUGCUUGUUCACGUCUUGCUAAAUGCAUUGUGUGCGAGAUAG
Messenger RNA from Microthlaspi erraticum, 3108 nucleotides. The record is from the annotation of a GenBank genome assembly. Lineage: Eukaryota; Viridiplantae; Streptophyta; Magnoliopsida; Brassicales; Brassicaceae.